AUGCUCUCCAACGCAACAACCUCCGGCGCAGAGCCCAACAAAGCCCCGAUCUUCACACAUGCCUCCAGAACCCCAAUCCACAACCGGACCAGCAGCAAUGUAUCAUCCUCUUCCUCUGCCUCCACCGACGCGCCAGACCCCUAUACUUCGAUCUACCCGGACGGCAAGAUGUCACUGGCGGGGAUCUCGCUGCGCGCAAUGCUCCUCGGAACCAGCCUCGGGCUCUCGGCAAGCAUGUCGUUGUUCCUAAGUACCGUGUACCCGAAUCCGCUCUGGCGUGUACCCUUCUUCGUCGCCUCAUUGAGCCUGUUCCACUUUUUGGAGUUUUACGUGACGGCGCGGUACAACACACGGUAUGCGACUGUGUCCGCCUUCCUGCUGUCAUCCAAUGGAUGGGCAUACAAUAUUGCGCACGGGUCCGCCAUCGUGGAGUGUCUUGUAUCAAAUAUUUUCUGGCCCGGGCAGAGUGCUGCUGGGCGGAUGGUCACUGUGACGGAACCGUUUUUUGGGAACCGGGUCUCGCUACUGGUUAUCGUAGGUUUUGUGCUUCUGUUGAUUGGACAGGCUAUUCGGACAAUUGCUAUGGCACAGGCUGCUAGUAACUUCAACCAUCAUGUGCAGAGUCGGCACCAGGAGGGUCAUGUUCUGGUUAAUACUGGUCUUUAUCGGUAUCUGCGACAUCCGAGCUACUUUGGAUUCUUCUGGUGGGGUUUGGGAACACAGCUGGUGUUGGGCAAUACGGUCUGCUUUGUUGGGUAUGCCCUAGUUUUGUGGCGUUUCUUCUCGACCCGGAUCAAGCGCGAAGAAGCCUACCUGAUCUCCUUCUUUGGGGACGAGUAUGUUCAGUACAGAAAGGCUACCCCGGUGGGUAUCCCGGGAAUUUAG
Molecule: messenger RNA, 885 nt
Organism: Penicillium coprophilum
Lineage: Eukaryota; Fungi; Ascomycota; Eurotiomycetes; Eurotiales; Aspergillaceae
Product: protein-S-isoprenylcysteine carboxyl O-methyltransferase
Exons: 2
Coding region: 1-885 (294 amino acids)
Biological process (GO): C-terminal protein methylation
Cellular component (GO): endoplasmic reticulum; membrane
Molecular function (GO): protein C-terminal S-isoprenylcysteine carboxyl O-methyltransferase activity
Source: RefSeq, a predicted model, not a curated record